GUGCAGAAGAUAAGCUAAGGGCUAUAAGCAAGCAAGGACCAAGGGGACCAGAGAAAACAACUACAGAAAGCACAAGAGAGGAAGCAGUCCAAACACAAAGUUAAGGCAGAAGAGAAGCCAAUAAUUCCCAACAUGCACCACAAGAGAAACCAACCUGUGCUUGGCCAAGAGGUCUUUAAAAAGCCUCACACCUGCCUAGGCACACACAUGCUAGAGGUGGUACAGUUUUUCCAUGCACUGGGGAAGAAGACUGACAAGAGAGCUGGGCUCUUCUCUUCCCAGGCCCUGGGAAUUUCAAGCAGCACCAAAAACCCCAAGCCACUGCCACCAACCAAACCAGGGCUAAGGCACAACAGGAAGGGGUCCGACAGGGCUCAGGUCAGCUGCCUGAAACCACAUAGCCGUCCUAAAACAGAGGCUCCAUCUCCACCCCUGCAUCAGCUACCACCACCUGGAAAGGCCAAGUUAACACCUUUGCCUUUUCCCAGCCCAGACAAGCUUCAAGCAUGACCCAUAUCUCAAAGGCCACAGCCUCUAGCUUCACGUUGGCCCACUGUAGCUUACCCUGCCUGACCUACUGCUACUAGCAUAGCUCACUCAUCCCAAUCAGCUGCUGCCCACACCUCUCCAAAGGUUCUUGUCAAACCAGCUCAGCCAGUCCUUGACAACAUCAGCCAACUGGACUCAACCACCUCUACCCAUCUUGGUCUUCUUCAGUCUGCUGCUUCUAUUCCCGCACCCCACAAAACAUUACCUUGUGCCUCCUUUUGGCAGGAGCCUGCUGCCAUUGCUGUGACCAAGUGCCGGUCCCUGCCUAAGCUGCAAAACCAAUUCUCCUCCAAGAUUUCCACUACCAACCAAUUCCCCAGAAGGAACCUAGUAUUCCUAAGCCAGUAAUGUCAACCCCUGUCACAGAAGAACAGAGGCCAGAGUGUGAAGCCAUGAAGAGGCAGGCUCAGAAAGAAUGACAGCUGGCCACCAAACAUACCUCUUUAGUGAAACUGCAGUUUUUCAGGCAGAGGGAGAAAGACUGGGGAGUUGCUUAGUACUACGGGUAAGCAAGCUGAGAGCUGCCAAGACUGUGCCACAUCGGGUACCAAGUGACCUUCCACACAGAGAUAUUAGAGACAGAUGAAAAUGUAUUUAUUCUGAUGUACUGUUUACGAUUAAUAUUACUGCAUACUGUUCAGGAGAUGGUACAGAAGAAGCAACAGAUAAGGAAGAAAGCCGCUUUUUGAGUUCUGAGAUACUGUACACUGUGGGGGUUUUUGGUACAGGUGGGGAUUAAAGGCUACAGUAGAAAGGAUGAACUUAAGGUGGAGAGAACAUGGAUACACAGGAUAAGAAAUGAGGAAGGAAAAAGAAGUAAAAUUCAAGUCUAGGAAGGCCAAAGAAGAGAGAUCACAUGGUCUUACAACCAUCAUGAAGGGGUUAAAAUGGCAGGAGACACAAAGUCUGGUGCCAGGAUAAUAGGGAUACAAUUUGGAAAAGGUACAAGAUGGCACAAGAAGGGUGUGAGUUGACUAGAGGAAUGAUAAAACAUCUCUCAUGGAAAAGUGCCUCCUGUCUCCUGACCAAUCAGAACUUCUUGGUCCUGAUGUCUGACCAUGGAGAUGUGAGCCUCCCACCCGAAGACCGGGUGAGGGCUCUCUCGCAGCUGGGCAGUGCAGUAGAGGUGAAUGAAGACAUUCCACCCCGUCGGUACUUCCGCUCUGGAGUUGAGAUUAUUCGAAUGGCAUCCAUUUACUCUGAAGAAGGCAACAUUGAACAUGCCUUCAUCCUCUAUAACAAGUAUAUCACGCUCUUCAUUGAGAAACUACCAAAGCAUCGAGAUUACAAAUCGGCUAUCAUUCCUGAAAAGAAAGAUACUGUAAAGAAGUUAAAGGAAAUUGCAUUUCCCAAAGCAGAAGAGCUGAAGGCAGAGUUGUUAAAACGAUAUACCAAAGAAUAUGCACAAUAUAAUGAAGAAAAGAGGAAAGAGGCGGAGGAAUUUGCCCGGAACAUGGCCAUCCAGCAAGAGCUGGAAAAGGAAAGACAGCGGGUAGCCCUACAAAAGCAGCAACAGUUGGAACAGGAACAGUUUCAUGCCUUUGAGGAGAUGAUCCGGAACCAGGAACUAGAAAAGGAGCGACUCAAAAUUGUACAGGAGUUUGGGAAGGUGGACCCUGGCCAAGGUGGCCCGCUGGUACCUGACUUGGAAAAGCCCUCUUUAGAUGUGUUCCCCACCUCACCCGUCUCAUCCACACAGCCUUCAGACUGUAAUUCAGCCCUAAGGCCAGCCAAGCCACCAGUAGUGGACAGGUCCUUGAAACCUGGAGCGCUGAGCAACUCUGAAAGUAUUCCUACAAUCGACGGCUUGCGUCACGUGGUGGUACCCGGGAGGCUGUGCCCACAGUUUCUUCAGUUAGCCAGUGCCAACACUGCCCGGGGAGUAGAAACGUGCGGAAUUCUCUGCGGAAAACUGAUGAGGAAUGAAUUUACCAUUACCCACGUUCUCAUCCCCAAGCAAAGUGCUGGGUCUGAUUAUUGCAACACAGAGAAUGAAGAAGAACUUUUCCUCAUACAAGAUCAGCAGGGCCUCAUCACACUGGGCUGGAUUCAUACUCACCCCACACAGACCGCCUUUCUUUCCAGCGUUGACCUGCACACUCACUGCUCCUACCAGAUGAUGUUGCCAGAGUCCAUAGCCAUUGUCUGCUCCCCCAAGUUCCAGGAAACCGGAUUCUUUAAAUUAACUGACCAUGGACUAGAGGAGAUUUCUUCCUGUCGUCAGAAAGGAUUUCAUCCACACAGCAAAGAUCCACCUCUGUUCUGUAGCUGUAACCAUGUGACUGUUGUGGACAGAGCAGUGACCAUCACAGAUCUUCGAUGAGGAUUUGACUCACACACCUUAUCAGUGUACUGUAGCCCCUUAAUUUGAGCUUUCCAGAAAGCUUUGGAAGAUUUUUAACACAGAAUAGGACAUGGGUAUCACUUGGGGAAGAACUGAUUUUCUGUAUCAGUUCGAUAAGGUUUUUAGGCAAAUCUGAAAAGGAGCAUGAUCACACAAAAGCAACUAACUGAAAAAUUAAAUUGAAAGAAUGGUAUAAUGAACCCUUCUUCCAGGUCCACAAAUCGUUAACCUUCCAUUGCUCUCAGCUAUCUUCUAACUUCCCUGCCAACUUGUUUAUUAUCUACCUUUGAAUUAAAUGAGGGCGUCUAUGCAGAAAUUUGGAAGCCAUGUUGAAACCCUUUGGGAUUGUCCUGCGGUUCGGGCAAUAUUGAUGGCACUGAUUACGGGGGUGAGGGGCAGCUUACUAUGUCUGAGCAGAUGAUGGGGCUCAGGAUCCCUGAAGAAUGAUGUUAUCAGGAAUUAUGUUAUUUAACAAAUACUUCGGGAUAUUUUUCCUCUAUAAUAAAAUAACACUUAACUUAU
Messenger RNA from Chinchilla lanigera (long-tailed chinchilla), 3415 nucleotides. RefSeq names its product STAM binding protein (gene Stambp). Gene Ontology annotation, molecular function: K63-linked deubiquitinase activity; metal-dependent deubiquitinase activity; protein binding. The transcript has 10 exons. Gene Ontology annotation, cellular component: cleavage furrow; endosome. The record is from RefSeq and is a predicted model, not a curated record. Lineage: Eukaryota; Metazoa; Chordata; Mammalia; Rodentia; Chinchillidae. Gene Ontology annotation, biological process: protein K63-linked deubiquitination. The coding region runs from base 1499 to 2872 and encodes 457 amino acids.